AUGGAGACCGAGUCCGGGGCGCAAACAUCAAAUCAGAUGCAAACAGAUUCAUUAUCUCCAUCCCCUAAUCCUGUGUCACCUGUGCCUCUGAAUAACCCAACGAGUGCCCCAAGAUAUGGAACAGUGAUCCCUAACCGCAUCUUUGUAGGAGGAAUCGACUUUAAGACAAAUGAAAAUGAUUUAAGAAAAUUUUUUUCCCAGUAUGGGUCUGUAAAAGAAGUGAAGAUUGUAAAUGACAGAGCUGGAGUGUCCAAAGGGUAUGGCUUUGUCACUUUUGAAACACAAGAAGAUGCACAAAAAAUUUUACAAAAGGCUGAAAAACUUAAUUACAAGGACAGGAAACUGAACAUUGGUCCAGCAAUAAGAAAACAACAAGUAGGGAUCCCUCGUUCCAGUAUAAUGCCAGCAGCUGGAACAAUGUAUCUAUCAACUUCAACUGGAUAUCCUUACACUUAUCAUAAUGGUGUUGCUUAUUUUCCUACUCCAGAGGUAGCUUCUGUCCCACCACCUUGGCCUUCACGUUCUAUAUCUAGUUCCACUGUGAUGGUAGCUCAGCCCGUUUAUCAGCAACCUGCAUAUCACUACCAGGCCCCUGCACAGUGUCUACCAGGUCAGUGGCAGUGGGGUGUUCCUCAGUCUCCUGCCUCUUCUGCUUCAUUUUUAUACCUGCAACCUUCUGAGGUUAUUUAUCAACCAGUGGAAAUUGCACAGGAUGAUGGAUGUGUUCCUCCUCUGCUGUCUCUGAUGGAAGCUUCAGUUCCAGAGCCUUAUUCUGAUCAUGGAGUCCAAGCAACAUAUCACCAGGUUUAUGCUCCAAGUGCCAUUGCUAUGCCUGCACCUGUGAUGCAGCCUGAACCAAUUAAAGUAAGAAGUUUGUUUUGA
Messenger RNA from Mesoplodon densirostris (Blainville's beaked whale), 882 nucleotides. RefSeq names its product boule homolog, RNA binding protein (gene BOLL). The record is from RefSeq and is a predicted model, not a curated record. The coding region runs from base 1 to 882 and encodes 293 amino acids. NCBI's taxonomy places the organism in Eukaryota, Metazoa, Chordata, Mammalia, Artiodactyla, Ziphiidae. The transcript has 10 exons. Gene Ontology annotation, molecular function: protein binding; RNA binding.